Molecule: messenger RNA, 414 nt
Organism: Puccinia triticina
Lineage: Eukaryota; Fungi; Basidiomycota; Pucciniomycetes; Pucciniales; Pucciniaceae
Exons: 2
Coding region: 1-414 (137 amino acids)
Molecular function (GO): oxidoreductase activity; copper ion binding
Source: RefSeq, a predicted model, not a curated record
AUGUCUGUGCCUGGGUUGUCAAUUUUCAUUUUCGUCUGUUACUAUUAUUGCUCCGUAGCCAUAAUCUCCGCCUCGCCCUUCAAACAUACCCAUCAUUCUUUGGCAGGCUCAGCGCAUCCUCAGGAAUACGUUCUGAAAGCCGACUUUGACAUCCACGCCCUACCAACAACACGUAGAUAUAAUCUGACCGUCACUGAAACGACGGCAGCCUUAGAUGGAUUCCUGAGACCGGUUCUGGCUAUCAAUGGACAAAUUCCUGGCCCCUUGAUCGAAGCCAAUGAGGGCGAUCGAUUGGAGAUCACAGUAAAUAACCAAAUGAACAUUUCGCUGACCAUGCAUUGGCAUGGUCUCUAUCAGGCUAGUGAAACUUUACUCUCAUCUUCUCUAUAUCCGGUUAUAGAGUCUACGAAGUAG